AUGUACGGACUACUGCUGAGUUCGUUUGCGGAUGCGAUCAAGGAGACAUUUGGGGAAGAAGCGUGGAAGCAGAUCAGAGAGAAAGCAGGGGUACAGUAUGCCUCAUUCAUCACUCACCAGGUGUACUCGGAGACUUUGCAGCCUAGAUUGGUGAAUGCAUCGACCGGCAUUCUGAAACAAUCUGCGGACGACGUACUCAUGUACCAAGGCACCAAGUUCGUCGAGUUCUGCAUCAAAGUCGGCUACGACAAAUUCAUGCGACUACUGGGUCGAACCAUCUCGGAUUUUUUCAAUGGCCUCGACAAUCUGCACGAGUAUUUCCGACAGUACUACCCAGAGAUGAAGCGAGUCAGUUUCAUCGUGAGUGAAGAGAGCAGAAAUGGACUGAUUCUGCACUACCGUAGCAAGCGAAAAGGUUACAAAAUGUACGUGAAAGGUCAAAUUCUGGCAGUGGCCAAGAACCUGUUUAACUGUGAGGUCAAGAUAGAGGUCAAAGAGGAGAGACUGAUGGACGAGACGACAUUUGUCGCCUUCGAUGUCUUCUUUGACAAUGUCGACUACCAGAAGAGAACACGACCUUCGUCCAAAGUGAACAGGUUUGGACUACAGGUAAAGCAGGACUUUCUCUUCUCUCUCUUUCCCUUCAACAUUGUGUUCAAUCGAUCUAUGAUGAUCACCAAUGUAGGCAACAGUCUGUUCGAGAUCAUGCCAGACAUCCUGAACCAGCCGGUGGAUGACAUCUUCAAACUAGUCAAGCCCAUGGCCAGUCUCACCUGGGAAACGCUGGUGGCCUACGAAAACAAUUCGUUCGAAUUGGAGACGAUUGAUUGUCUGGUGCCUCGGAGACUAAGUGGGGAAACUUCCAGCAUAACCAGUGGGGGGCCUAUUCCGGACGAAGAUCCGAAUCAGAAGACGACAUUGGGCAAGCUGCUUCUCCGGGGACAGAUGCUACUUGUCGACGACUGGGACCAGUUCAUGUUCAUAUGCACACCUGUUCUGACUAAUGUGAAGCAGAUGAUGAAGUGUUGUCUGUACAUCAAUGACCUCUCCCUCCACGACUCCACCAGGGCAGCUGUGUUGGCGGGCAGUCAGCAGAACAACCAACUAGCCGCUGCAUUACAGAAGGCGAAGGAGCAAAGUGCCAGUCUUCAGGACACCGUUAAGAGGGUGGACUUGGAGAGGAAUCGAAUCGCCAAGUUUCUACAGGAGAUGAUGCCCAAGGAGGUGGCCGACAGGAUCAAGAAGGGCGAACCCACUUUGUCCAUGACGCAAAGCCACUCUGCAGUGAGUAUUCUGUUCACUCACAUAGUGAACUUCCCCGCCUACAUCAACGAGAGCAAGCCGAUGAAUGUGAUCGAACUGCUCAACUUGCUGUUCUCAGUCUACGACCAACUGGUCAAGACACACAACGCGUACAAGGUUGAGACCGUGGGGGACACGUACAUGGUGGCUUGUGGGGCCCCCACUAAGUUCGACAAACACGCAGAAGAGGCGGCUGACUUGGCCCUUCACAUGCUGCACGUGGCCACUUUCAUCAUACCACCAGGACACACAUCGCCCAUUGAGAUCGAAAUUGGCAUCCACUCUGGACCUUGUUCAACUGGGGUGGUGGGGUCGAGGUGUCCGAGAUACUGCUUCUUCGGAGACACCGUCAACACUGCAUCGCGCAUGUGCUCAUACGCAGGGGCCAGUAAGAUCCAGAUCUCGAGUCCUACUCAACAACUGCUGGAUCCAUGUGGAGAAUACAUCUUCGAGAGCAGAGGGAAACUGUCAAUCAAAGGAAAGGGAGACAUGAACACUUACUACCUUCUGGGAACCCGCAAGUGUCUGCAGUAUCUAGAACAGCUGAAGGUCAUUGUGAUCCAAUGCAUGGGCAAACAGCAGGAGAACCAGUUCCAGCAGAUCCUUGGCAAGAGGACUCUGGACUCCACGGAGUCAUUGCUACAAGAGCCGAACAAGACGUCCAUGAUGGCAAAGCGGGCGUCAGGGAUCAAUGCCCAAGCGAUUCUGAAAGAAGAGGGUAGGUCGAAUGAAGGAGUGAAGACCAAAGAGUCGGUUGGAUCGAUCCCCAAUUCAACCCCGGCUGACGACCCCCAUAACACUACUAAGCCUGGCACCCCACCAAUGACCAAAGAAGAGUCAAGUAUCCUAUCAAAGAACAAUGAAACCUCCAAACAGCCAAAUGAAGCGGACAAUGUCCCUGAAAAAUGUGCUCUCAAAGAAGAUAAAAUGACGGUUUCCGGUAAAAUGAUUAGGACUGAAACUGAAGUGCACGUAAAUCGAGAUAAUUCGAAAGACACAGUUGAUCCAAAGUCGAAAGAUGGUAUCAACGAAAUAAAAGCCAACGGUCAAUGCACUGGCCCUAAUCUUGAAGCGGAAGUCAAAAACGAAAAACACGCGUCGCCUCCA
Symsagittifera roscoffensis is the source of this 2409-nucleotide messenger RNA. Its product is annotated as soluble guanylate cyclase 88E-like. Gene Ontology annotation, biological process: cGMP biosynthetic process; response to oxygen levels; nitric oxide-cGMP-mediated signaling. The transcript has 14 exons. Gene Ontology annotation, molecular function: heme binding; guanylate cyclase activity. The record is from RefSeq and is a predicted model, not a curated record. The annotation marks the transcript as partial. NCBI's taxonomy places the organism in Eukaryota, Metazoa, Xenacoelomorpha, Acoela, Convolutidae. Gene Ontology annotation, cellular component: guanylate cyclase complex, soluble.